Molecule: messenger RNA, 2004 nt
Organism: Fusarium pseudograminearum CS3096
Lineage: Eukaryota; Fungi; Ascomycota; Sordariomycetes; Hypocreales; Nectriaceae
Exons: 5
Coding region: 1-2004 (667 amino acids)
Biological process (GO): xenobiotic detoxification by transmembrane export across the plasma membrane
Cellular component (GO): membrane
Molecular function (GO): xenobiotic transmembrane transporter activity; antiporter activity
Source: RefSeq, a predicted model, not a curated record
AUGUCUCUCCCCACGACUUCACCGUUCAAUCCUGACGGCACUCAGAGAGGUCGCCGUCACUCUAUUUUUGCAGACUUUAUUCCCGACGAUUUAGCAUUUCCACCGCCAUUCAUCGACCCGGCUCCGAAUGUGGAGGAGAUACUCAACAGAGACAUAGACGAGUGCUCUUCUGGCGACGAACAUCGCGAUGAAGAAGCUGUCGAGGACCCGCGAUACGUCGACGAGUCAGAUCUACAGCUGGCAUUUCAUCCCAACGGCAUAGCAUACGGCUCAGGCUUCUCGACAGUUCCGCCCACUAGCAUCGACAUCCCCGCGCCAAACCCACACGACUUUGAGCAAUCCUACCGUGCAGAGGUUUCCCUUCUUCGCGAUAACGACGUUAUUCCCUCGAAAACCCCACCAACAAAAUGGCAUGCUACAUUUUGGGGACGCUUGUAUCGCCACAUUUUCAGCACGCGCGUUCGUGAUCACGAUAGACCGCUGUUCGCGGCUGAAGACUCGGGCGAGACAACACCGCUUCUGCGCGACAGGAUCGUGCGCUUUGAUGGGAUACCGCCGACACCAGGACCAGAUGAGGUUCACAAGCGAUGGGAGGAGGCGCUUGCUGCGAAGAAGCUCGAAACAACAUGGCAGCGCGAAACUAAGACAUUGAUCCAAUAUGCUGCACCUCUGAUUGUCACCUUUUUGCUUCAUUACUCUGUCACUGUCGCGAGCGUGUUGACUGUCGGGCGGUUGGGUAUGGAAGAGCUGGCUGCCGUCAAUUUGGCCACAAUGACAGCAAGCAUCACAUACUACGUGCCCGUCCAAGGCCUAGCGACAUGCCUCGAUACCCUCUGCGCCCAAGCAUACGGCUCCGGCCACAAACACCUCGUCGGCCUCCAGGCUCAGCGCAUGACAUGGCUGCUCUGGAUUCUCAUGCUCCCCAUCGCUGUGCUAUGGUGGUUCUCCGAACCCAUCCUCGCCGCAGCUGUCGGGCCUGGACGUACAACCGCACUGGCGGCCAUGUACAUGCGCAUUCUUAUUAUUGGUAUGCCCGGCGUGUCCGCAUUUGAGAGCGCCAAGCGUUUCGUCCAGUCGCAGGGUCUAUUCCACGCGACUACAUACACGUUGCUCGUCGGCGCUCCUCUGAGCUUCCUGCAAAACUGGUUGUUUGUGUUCAAAUUCGGCUGGGGAUUUAACGGCGCGGCUAUCGCUAUGGCCGUCACGCACAACCUUCUGCCUCUUCUUCUUAUCCUAUACGUGCGCCUGUUUGAGGGAUCCGAGUGCUGGAAGGGCUUUAAUCGCAAGGCUUUUAGUAACUGGGGACCAAUGAUCAAACUGGCGCUUCCAGGAAUGAUCAUGAUUGAAGCUCAAUUCUCUGUCUUGGAGAUUCUCACCAUCGCUGCUGGCAGAUUUGGAACAGCACAACUUGCUGCACAGGGUGUUCUCGUGACUAUCACGUCGACGUCGUUUAAUAUUCCCUUCCCUUUGGCUAUCGCGACAUCGACUCGGGUGGCCAACCUGAUCGGCGCGAACCUGAGUGGUGCCGCACGAGUUACUGCGAAAGUGGCCAUCUUCGCUGGACUCUUUGUUGGUCUGUUCAACUUGACCAUGUUUAUCACUCUGAGAAAGCAACUGCCAAACAUUUUUACAGAUGACGCGCAGGUCAUUGACAUCGCGUCCAAUGUCAUCCUAGUAUGCGCCGUGAUGCAGAUAUUUGACGCUCUAGCAGCUGUCUCGCACGGUCUUUUGAGAGGCAUCGGUAGACAGGCCAUUGGAGGGUAUGCCAACCUGUUCUCAUACUACGUCGUGGCCUUGCCUAUUGCACUUGGCACCAGUUUUGGACUGGGAUGGAACCUGGCCGGUCUUUGGGUUGGCUUGACAGCCGGUCUUGCUGUUGUAUCGGGUCUUGAGGCCAUUUAUCUGUACUUUACGGAUUGGGAGGCUGCCGUGGCGCAGGCUGAAGCGAGAAUGAGAACGGAAACUCAUCGCAGACGAUCUUCAAUUUCGGCUAGAUCCCAGUGA